Gastrolobium bilobum is the source of this 550-nucleotide messenger RNA. RefSeq names its product large ribosomal subunit protein eL42. Gene Ontology annotation, cellular component: ribosome; cytosolic large ribosomal subunit. Gene Ontology annotation, biological process: translation. Gene Ontology annotation, molecular function: structural constituent of ribosome. The transcript has 4 exons. The coding region runs from base 95 to 412 and encodes 105 amino acids. NCBI's taxonomy places the organism in Eukaryota, Viridiplantae, Streptophyta, Magnoliopsida, Fabales, Fabaceae. The record is from RefSeq and is a predicted model, not a curated record.
AGAACCCUAAUUGCCAAAGCCAUUAAAACUCAGGAAUCGUGCAUCCUUCUACGCCUUUCCAAUUACUCAAGCGAUCUCAACCAUCAACGCCGCAAUGGUGAACGUUCCCAAGACAAAGAAGACUUACUGCAAGAGCAAGGAGUGCAAAAAACACACCCUUCACAAGGUCACCCAAUACAAGAAGGGUAAGGAUAGCAUUGCCGCUCAGGGUAAACGCCGUUAUGACAGGAAACAAUCUGGUUAUGGUGGACAAACUAAACCUGUCUUCCACAAGAAGGCAAAAACCACCAAGAAAAUUGUCCUGAGGCUGCAGUGCCAGGGUUGCAAACAUGUCUCCCAACAUGCUAUCAAGAGGUGCAAGCACUUUGAGAUUGGCGGUGACAAGAAGGGAAAAGGAACCUCUCUGUUCUAGGUGUAGAAUUAGAAUUUGAAGUUUCACUGUUUUUCCUUUUUUUUUUUUUAUCCAUUUUGCUUGGUUUUUUAAAAUUUUCUGAAAUACUUUAUGUUCGGUACUGUUCUAAUAUCAAUGGAGUUUCUUCCUUUCCUUGAA